Molecule: messenger RNA, 837 nt
Organism: Eutrema salsugineum
Lineage: Eukaryota; Viridiplantae; Streptophyta; Magnoliopsida; Brassicales; Brassicaceae
Exons: 3
Coding region: 1-837 (278 amino acids)
Source: RefSeq, a predicted model, not a curated record
AUGGAACUAGUGGAGAACCUCGCCAUGUCCAAUGACACGUAUGGUGAAUAUUUUGACAGGGCAAACCGUUCAGAGGGAUCUAGUGAAGAACAGCGCAUGAAGAAAGAUAUCAGAGAGCUACAGAGCAAGCUUGACAAAGUUCUAAUGGCUACACAAAAGCCAAUACACUUUGUAGGCGGGUUUGAUGAGCAUGUGCCGAGUUUUGAUAAUCAACUGUUACAGGGUCAGCAGAGGGUCGAGAGCCAGCACGCUACAAUGCAACAGGAUAUACGGGAGCUUAAGCAGAACCAAGCUUCGACAUCAUCAAGAGGACCGGCUUUACCAGGUAAGCCGGAGCCUAACCCCAAGGAAUAUGUGAACGCCAUCACAUUGAGGAGUGGUAAAGAAUUACAAGCUCCAGCAUCUAAAACAAAGCUCAUUGAGGCCAAUGGGCAACUCGGAGGGGAGGCAGCCUCAGAUGAUGCUCAACAAGAAGAGGUUUUGGAGAAGGAACCGAUUAAAGACAAAGGAAAAGAGGUGGAGAAGACACCUGAGCUUGAAAAACCCUACAGGAGAUCUAUACCAAGAAAGCUAUCCGAUCCGGGCAGCUUUACUUUGCCGUGCGCCAUAGGUCACUUGAAAUUCUCAAAUUGCUCAUGUGAUCUAGGAGCUUCUGUGAGCUUAAUGCCUUACACGGUGGCCAGGAGACUGGGAUUCAAAAGCUACAAGCCGGCCAAGAUCUCCCUUGUGUUAGCUGAUAGAUCGGUGAGACUACCAGUGGGCUUACUUGAGGAUCUACCUUUGAGAAUCGGUGAAAUAGAGAUCCCCACUGACUUCAUAGUUCUUGAGAUGGACUAG